AUGGAGAAACUGGAUAAUGGGUUAAGCUGCCUUUCCUUAUCCUAUGCAUCGGUGUUGGUCAACGAUUCUCCCACUGAUGAAAUCGCCAUCACUAAAGGAGUUCGACAGGGUGAUCCCCUAUCCCCAUUCAUGUUCAUAAUAGCGAUGGAGGGACUGCAUAUUGCAGUCAAAAGUGUUUGUGACAAAGCUAUGUUUCAUGUAAUCAAAAUACCCAAUAACUGCCCAAUUAUAUCCCAUCUCUUCUAUGCGGAUGAUGUAAUUUGUGCAGGUGAAUGGGAUCGAGCAAGUAUCAAGAACUUAUCAGUAAUCCUGAAAUGCUUUCACAUUUCUUCAGGGUUGAAAGUCAACUUCCUGAAAUCCCGUCUAUUUGGCAUGGGAAGCUCAACUAUCGAGUUACAAGGCAUGGCAAGAGUAUUGGGAUGCUUGAUUGGUAGCUUUCCAUUCACGUAUCUAGGUAUACAUGUUGGGGGCGAAUAUGAACCUGCUAAAGCAUUGAAACCCGAUCAUUAA
Lactuca sativa (garden lettuce) is the source of this 510-nucleotide messenger RNA. RefSeq names its product putative mitochondrial protein AtMg01250. The record is from RefSeq and is a predicted model, not a curated record. Lineage: Eukaryota; Viridiplantae; Streptophyta; Magnoliopsida; Asterales; Asteraceae.